GAGCGGAGCUGGUGAGAGAGGGAGACUGGCUGUGACUGAGAAGGAAAGGGAGAAACGCGGGACCACGUAGGACGGAAAGGAGACCAGUACAGGUCAACGGCCCCGCAUGGAUACAAACAUGAGAGGUGCUGCAGGAAGUGAAUCUCAACCCAUUCAUACUGAAUCCAGCACAACGUCAGUCCUGCACUCUGUCAACCUUCUGAUGUUAUUUUGAUCUUCAUCACUAAAGUUCUGCGAGCCGAAAGGAGGAGAAUUGUCUCGUGGACUGGAGCAGCCUGCCAAGCUGACAGAGGAACAGGCAGCAGUGAUGAGAACGGCCAGGAAAGCAAAUGUUGAAGUGCCCGCCUUUGUCCGGCAGCUGGUGAAGGGGACGGAGAAGAUGGUCUCUUCUCUCUUCAAAGGGGGCAGGGAGGGGGCAGAUGAGGGGGAGGUGGCGGAGGAGGGGGCCAUACCCAGUCCUUACCUGGACCAGCCAAUACUGGAGAAACACAACGAGCAAGGAUGGGCCAAAUGGGGCAUCAAGUUUGCUCUGUCCAGUGUGCAGGGCUGGCGCGCCCAGAUGGAGGAUGCCCACACCUGCGUGCCUGAAAUGGAGGGUGACCUUGAUUCCUGGGGCUUCUUUGCAGUGUAUGAUGGGCACGCUGGCAGCACUGUGGCACAGUAUUGCUCUAGGAACCUGCUGGACCACAUUCGGGCUACAGGAGCCAUUAAGCCAGUGGAAGACAAGGACCACGUGAGACGCGGAAUCCGAGAUGCCUUCCUGAGCAUUGACCAGCACCUGCACACUAUGGCUAGGAGGCAGGGCUGGGAACGUGGAGGUUCUACUGUUGUGGCUGCCAUGCUCUCUCCGUACCACAUUUACCUGGCUAACUGCGGAGACUCGCGCGCCGUGCUCUGCCGUGACGGCCAGCUCUGCCUGUACACUGAGGAUCACAAGCCCUUCAACCCACGCGAGAUGGAACGCAUCCAGAACGCUGGGGGAACCGUCAGCCUGCAGCGCAUCAACGGCUCGCUGGCGGUCUCCCGCGCGCUGGGCGACUUCAACUACAAGGAAACAGAAUGGCGGACGCCAACAGAACAGAUGGUAUCACCCGAGCCGGAUAUAUAUGAGGUGGAGCGCUCAGCGGCUGACGAGUUCCUGCUGCUGGCUUGUGACGGGGUGUGGGACAUAAUCAGCAGUGAGGAGCUCUGCUCCUUUGUGCGAAACCGCCUGGAGGUCUGCGCAGAUUUAAGCGAGGUCUGCACACAGGUUGUUGACCUCUGCCUCUAUAAGGGGAGCCUUGAUAACAUCACAGUCAUCCUCAUCUGCUUCCCUGGCGCUCCCCAAGUUUCACGUGAAGCACUACAGAGGGAAGCGGAGCUGGAGAAUCUGAUUGAGACCAAAGUGGCAGACAUCUUUGAAGACCAGAGAGCAAGUGACAUGGAGCCUGACUUGCUGUACGUGUUGAAUUGUCUGUCAUCAGCAGCCAUUCCUGGUCUACCACCAGGGGGCGACAUCACCAGCAAAAGAAACUGCAUUAUAUCUGCCUACUACAAGCAAAAAGAAGCAAGCAGAUCUGAUGCAGAUAUUGAUGCCUCUGGAAUUCUACAUUGAUGCCACCUUUGAGAAACUACCUGCCAACUGAACAAACAAAUAAUCUAUAAGAAAAAGAUAAUGACAUGGUUGUGAGUCAACCUGACAACCACAAUAAUACAAUUACAGUGUGUAUCAUAAAUAACUCUCAUCAAAAGUAUAAUUAAUUGAGCAACUUUUCUAUAUCCAGUAGUUACAAGACUCAGUCUUCUGGAAUAAAUUGAUGUCAGAAUAUAUUUGUAAGAAAAUUAAGCAACAGAACAUUAGGAUUUACGUAUCAUAUGAAGCAAUAAUACAGUGAACCUAAAUCUAUUGUGCUUUCACUAUAAAUUAAUGCACCUAUGACACACAUAAUGAAAUGUACUUAUAAAACAGGUAAAACAAUAACUUUCAGGGAAGAAUAAAUAAGUGUACACAGAGGGACCCUAGUGUGCAUCAAACACAAAGUUUGCCAACUGGGAUAUCAGAUUAGUUCUACAUUACUAGUAAAAACAAGAGACAGAGCCUCAUUUGCCUGGCAUCCAGUCAUUGUCAGCAAUUUGAUUUGUACAGGUACUUGCCUUAUUAACCUCUUUUGUGGAAUAUGGUGUAAGUAUUCAAUCAAUAUAUAUUGUUGCAAACGAAAUAUAUGCACCAUAUGUAUAAGAAUAAGAUACCAAAUGCCAUAAUUUCACAAAGGCAAAAUAAAUCGUAGGAUAAAGGCAGCUUCAUGUUAGAAUGCAGACUGACACAUACAUAAAUAUUUUUAAAGGAAUACUUCUUACAUGCCAGUCUCCCAUCCUUUCUUUGUGUACAUGUUUGUGUUCACCUUUAAAAUUUGUUGUUUUCUAUAUUAUGUAUGAAUUAAGCAUGUAGCACAUUGUGACUGUUUGGUAAUGAACUAUAGUUGGUUCUAAGAAAAUAAACUUGUUCAUUUUAUUUA
This is a messenger RNA of Paramormyrops kingsleyae, 2495 nucleotides long. RefSeq names its product protein phosphatase, Mg2+/Mn2+ dependent, 1Nb (putative) (gene ppm1nb). Gene Ontology annotation, molecular function: manganese ion binding; magnesium ion binding; protein serine/threonine phosphatase activity. NCBI's taxonomy places the organism in Eukaryota, Metazoa, Chordata, Actinopteri, Osteoglossiformes, Mormyridae. The record is from RefSeq and is a predicted model, not a curated record. Gene Ontology annotation, biological process: protein dephosphorylation.